CCACUUGGCUUAGCUAAGGGUCUCUUGGGAAGGCUCACCCUGGGAAGGUCCCUGGUACCAGACGCCGCGCCUCCACUGGGACACUAGACGUAUUGAAGGAUAAGCAACGCCAGUUGAGCUGCUUGAUAUCGACCAAUUACCAAAACCUGAUAUUUCCAUCUCAUCUCAUCCCCUCAGCUCACCUUUUCCUCUUUGAGAGUUGUCGACGGGAGCCUCAUCGAUCAUUGAUGUGAUGUACAUGCGCUCCGCUCACCAGAGCUAGCCCAGCACUACCCACCCCCGCUAUUCCAAAACCCACCCUACUAUAAGCAAGUCGUCACACAGCUAAUGAUUCUGCCCUGUCCACCCUCACCAUCACCACGUCUCGCCUCGUUUUCCGCGCGCUUUUGGUGCGCCCGUCGCCUAGAAGCAGUGCAGGCCGACGAUACAUCCUGCGGGCCAUGAUGGCCACCAACAGCAGCCGCCACGGAAACCCGUCGGCUCUGGGAAGGGCCCCAACGACGGCUCUCCUCGCCCGUUGGCCGCCGAGACCAAACAGGAGAUCCCCUCGACCGGAAACCCCAGCACCCAUGCCGCCGGCCAGGAUGCUGGCGCCGCCCCGGCCCUGGCCAAGGUGAAGACGGCCAAAGAGUUGGAGAAGGAGCGGGAGAAGGCCGAGAAGCAGGCCGAGAAGCAGGCCAAGUUCAACCAGAAGAAGGCUGCCGCCGCAGAGGCCGUCCCCGCCGGCGGCUCCACGGAAAAAGUCAAAGAGAAUAAGAAGGCCAAGUCCAAGGCCGAGGAGCCGACCCUCCCGCCCUACGAGAACGACACCCUGGCCGGCGAGAAGAAGCGCAUUCGUCCCUUUACCGACCCGCACUACACGGCCUACAACCCCAUCGCUGUCGAGUCGGGUUGGUACGAGUGGUGGGAGAAGGAGGGCCUUUUCAAGCCCGAGUUCACCCAGGACGCCAAGGUCAAGGACGAGGGCUCCUUCGUUAUUGUUCACCCCCCGCCAAAUGUGACCGGAUCCCUGCACAUGGGGCACGCCCUCGGAGACAGCUUGCAGGAUUUAAUGAUCCGGUGGAACAGGAUGCGCGGCAAGACCACGCUCUGGCUGCCGGGAUGCGACCACGCCAGCAUUGCCACGCAGUCCGUCGUGGAGAACAUGCUGUGGAGGAGGGAACAAAAGACUCGACACGACCUGGGUCGUACCAAGUUCAUUGAAACUGCCUGGGCUUGGAAGGAGGAGUACCACCAGAAGAUUAACAACGCGCUUCGCAAAAUGGGCGGGAGCUUCGACUGGUCCAGGGAGGCCUUCACCAUGGAUGCGAAUCUUACCGCCGGCGUUAUCGAGACCUUUGUUAAGCUGCACAAUGAGGGCAUCAUUUAUCGGGCUAAUAGGCUCGUUAACUGGUGCCCCAAGCUCAGUACGGCCCUAUUUAACCUUGAGGUCAUCAACAAGGAGAUUUCGGGCAGGACGCUCCUGGAUGUUCCUGGCUACUCCAAAAAGGUCGAGUUCGGCGUCCUUAUCUACUUCAAAUACCCGCUUGAAGGCUCGGACGAGCACAUUACCGUCGCCACUACGCGCAUAGAGGCCAUGCUCGGAGAUACUGGAAUCGCCGUGCACCCCGACGACGAGCGCUACAAGCACCUGGUCGGCAAGCAUGCCGUGCACCCCUUUAUCGAGGGUCGCAAGCUGCCCAUUCUUGCCGAUAAGUCGGUGGAAAUGGAGUUUGGUACCGGUGCCGUCAAGCUAACGCCGGCCCACGACCCCACCGAUUUUGCCAUGGGUCAGAUUUACAAGCUUGGGUUUAUCAAUAUCCUAACCGACGACGGCCUGAUGAACGAGAACGCGGGUCCUUACCAGGGCCAAAAGCGGUUUGACGUCCGCUACGCGAUCCAGGACGACCUAAAGAAGGCAGGGCUCUACGUUGACAAAAAGGACAACCCUAUGACCCUGCCUAUCUGCGUAAGGAGCAAGGACGUUAUCGAACCCUUACUAAAGCCGCAGUGGUGGGUGCGUAUGAAGGAAAUGGCUGCCGACGCUGUCGAGGCCGUCAAAGAUGGCAGGAUCAAGAUCAAGCCGCAAUCAUCCGAGAAAAGCUUCUACCACUGGAUGGGGUCCAUCAACGACUGGUGCAUAUCCCGUCAGCUUUGGUGGGGUCACCAGUGUCCUGUUUACUUUGCCGAGGUUGAGGGCGCCGAGGACGGCGGCGACCGGGGCGACAACAGCCUUUGGUUUGCAGGUCGCACCCAAGAAGAAGCCGAGGAAAAGGCCAAAAAGGCGCUUGGCGGCGACAAGAAGUUCAAGCUUGUCCGUGACGAGGACGUGCUCGACACGUGGUUCAGUGCCGGUCUGUGGCCUUUCUCCACGCUCGGGUGGCCCAACACGUCGGCCGAUGAUUUGCAGCGCCUGUAUCCAACCAGCCUUCUCGAAACGGGCUGGGAUAUUCUCUUCUUUUGGAUCGCUCGCAUGGCUAUGCUCGGCAUCAAAAUGACGGGCCAGGUCCCCUUCAACGAGGUGUACUGCCACUCUCUCGUCCGAGACAACGAGGGAAGGAAGAUGUCCAAGUCCUUGGGCAAUGUUAUUGAUCCUCUCGAUGUCAUCGCCGGCAUCAAGCUGGAAGAUUUGCAUGCCAAGCUGCUUACCGGUAACCUCAACCCGAACGAAAUCGAAAAGGCCACAAAGUACCAAAAGCAGGCCUUUCCCGCAGGCAUCCCCGAGUGCGGUGCUGAUGCAUUGAGGUUCUGCAUGAUUAAUUAUACCACCGGCGGCGGCGAUAUCAAUUUUGAUAUCAAGGUGAUGCACGCGUCCCGUCGCUUCUGCAACAAGAUUUGGCAGGCCUCCAAGUACGUACUUGGCAAGCUUGACCCCGAACUUGUGCUUCGCGAAAAGAGGACGCUAGGGGGCAAGGAGUUGUUGGCCGAGCUUUGGAUCCUCCACAAGAUGAACCAGGCAACGAAGGGUAUCAACGAGGCCUUUGCCGAGCGCGAGUUUAUGAAAUCCAGCCAGCUCGUUUACGCUUACUGGUACGCACAGCUAUGCGACGUCUUUAUCGAGAACUCCAAAUCGCUGCUGCAGGACGGGUCGGCGGAGGAGCAGGAGUCGGUCAUGCAAACUCUUUACACUACUCUCGAAGCCGCCCUUCUCUUGAUCCACCCCUUCAUGCCCUUUGUCACCGAGGAGCUCUGGCAGCGUUUGUCCCGGCGCAAGGGAGACACCACCAGGUCCAUCGUCAUCGCCAGCUACCCGCAGUACGACGAGGCGCUGGAAAAUCCCUCGGCCGAAACCGCCUACGAGCUGGUGCUCGACUGCUCCAAAGGCAUCCGAUCCCUUAUGGCCGAAUAUGCCCUCAAGGAUAAGGCACAAGUCUUUAUCCAGGCGUACAACGAGACCUCGCUCAAAACGGCCCAAGAAGAGCUUCAGUCCAUCAAGUCGCUCUCGGGCAAAGGAGUAACCUCAGUCGAGGUGAUCAAGGGCGAAGCGGGCCGGCCGGCCGGCUGCGUCGUCUUCCCCGUCUCGGCCGGCGUGGCCGUGUUCCUGCACGUCAAGGGCCGCGUCGACAUCGAUACCGAAAUCGCCAAGGCGACCAAGAAGCUGGAGAAGACGGGAGCUCAGGUUGAGCGCCAGCGCAAGCUGGUCAGUGAUCCCAUGUACAUGGAGAAAGUCGCGGCCGAGCUGCAAAAGUCGGACUGGAAAAAGCUCGUCGACCUCGAGAGCGAGGCGGAUGGGUUCAAAGCCACCAUCAAGCAGUUUGAGAAGCUGAAGCUCGAGUGAGGCAGGCAGAAAGACGGUCUUGGACUGAAGGAGGUAGGAUGAUACUUGGGGUGCGGGUUAUGUCGGUCGGGAUACAUUACAGGGAAAAAAGGAUUGCCCAAGGCGUUUCGAAUACCGUUUUCUUCUUCUCGGUCAACUACGACUCCAUUGUGGAGCCUUUGCCGUCGUGUAUCACAGCCGAGAAUCCGGCAGGUUAUCUACGCGUGGCGGCGGGAGAGUACGUGAUACCCAUACAGGCUUCUUUCUUACACAACCUCAAUCGCCUCCACCAUCUCUCUCAGCUCCCCCACCGUGGGCCUUGGCUCGGGCAACUCCUGCAUGCACGCCUCCACCACUUGGCGCAGCGGCUCCGGGACGGGCCACUCUACCUGUGGGGUGAUGGGCGCGUUCGCAUACACCAUUCCCUUGAUACACACGCCCACAUCAUACACAUCGGAUUUCUCACUCCACCCCGAAUCCUCCAGGCUCCCCUCCCACGCGACCUCGGGCGCGACCCUCUGCCCCCAUCGCCCCUCCAGGUCACACACCACCAGCGUCUCCCCGCCCUCCCCAAAGAGCAGGUUGUCGACGCGCAGGUCGCGGUGCACGAUGCCCGCGGCGUGCAUCGUGGCCAAGGCGUCGAGCAGGUGCAGCAGCCAGCGCUUGUACGUGGCCAGGGUCGAAAAGCGCCCAAGAACAAGGCCACGGGUGGCGAGCUUUUCGAACACGAGGUCGCCAGUUGCGGAAGCGCCGAGGAGGUGAACAAGGUGCGGGGAGCAGCGGGUGCCGGGGCAUGAGCCGCCUUGGAGGCGGAGGAGGUUGAUGAUUUCGGAGCGGUAUUUUGGUUUUUUUACAAAAUGCUUGUUGAGAGUGUCGACGUCGUCAAUUACAGGAAGCAGGCUGAUCAGGUCGGUAGUGUCUUCCGAGUCGUCUUCAAGAGGGUCGGGGGGGUUGGGACAGAUUUCCAGGGGCCGGAUGAUAUCGCCCUCGAUUUCGAAAUGGCCGGGCAGGGAAGGAAGGUCGCGGUCGAGGCGGAGGAUAUUGCCGGAAAGGGUGCCAGGGAGGUCAAAGAGCCGAACGUAGCGGCCGAGCGGGGUACCGUCUUGGUACCAAAUGCUCAUGGUUGGUGUUUUGCCGUGGGUGAGUUGCAUGUCGAGAACGGGUUGGCCCGCGGGAGGGAAGAGAUUGGAUGCCUGGCGCCGGCGUUGGUACUCGACGCGAAGGCGAAGGACAUUUUGGCUAAAGGCUCCGUCAGUGUCUGAGAGCAUGAUGAAUGUUUUGGGAUCGAGGGACGUCGGCGUGUGGUCCUUGUAGCGAUGUGUCGCUGAAUGUGGGUGCUAGAUAUGGAAUGGAUAUGCCAGGCUUGUGGGUCAGGUGACUCGCUCGCCUUGUCGCGCAGAGUUGUGGGAAAGGGAGGAUUUUUAAAACGGUGCACACCUUUUCCAUGGCCCGGGGCCCUUGUGGAAAGAUGGCCAGCCAUAGCAGCCGGAGCAUACGGCCCAGGCGGCAAUGGGUGUUGCACCUGGGAAUUGUUUUCGAACAUGGCGACGGAAAUGUGACGCCUCAAUAGCCUCGGGCACGCGGGGUGCUGCCGACGGGACCGGUCACGGGAUAUUGAAGCAUUCUAUUCGUCUAGAUUUCGAGAUUUCGUACUAGCUACUGCAGGAACGGACAAAGCCCGCAGGAAUGGAGCGUCACCACGUGGACAAGCACGUCCUCGAGUGCAGCACCCAUCGCAUCCUUGCCCCACAAGGUCUUUCCACGCGAACGCUCCUGCACACCGCCAAGUUACAUACAAAUUCUUAACAGCCGCCAAUUGAGCAAUCCAAUCCAACUCCCACGCCCGCCCACGGCGCUGGCGACGGCACCAUGCCGCCGCCGCCGCCCCUAGCCGGUAGAGUGGCGUACGCCAUCCUCCGUGGCCCGGAGGCCCGGAGGCGCGCGUCGCUGCCGCACCGGCCCCCGCGCAGUUCUGCGCAGUCACAAGCAAACACGCCGUCCCCGCUGCGACACGAGCAACAUCUGACAGGGCCCGAACAGGGCCAGGAAGGCCUCCCCGGCGUCGGCAUUAACACAGGCGCGUCUUUCCGUAUCCUAGAUGCCUCUGGUGCAAAAAGCAUCGGCGUACCUAAGCGUUGCCGCAUUUGUGUCGAGGACCGUCCUGUCCCCUGAACCAUGGAGCGCAAAACAAUAGCGCAUGAACAAGCCAACCAUGCGCGCAAUACGGAUGGCCGCCAUCGCCUCCUCCCCGACCCCUCCAACGCUCGCCUUGAAGACCCGCCAGAACUCGUCUCGGAGCUCCUGGGCAUUGCCGUGAUAGUGCCACCCUGUGCCGUCCAUAUAGCCGAGAAUGUUCUCCAGCCCCCACAGCGACAUGCCGAACGGCAGCAUCUCGGCGUCUGCCCAGUCGAUAAUGGCCGUGAUAGCGCCGGUGUCGUCGACGAGGAUAUUUGUCUCGUUCAGGUCGACGUGGGUAAUAACCCAUGGAAGGCUGAAUAACCGCGUGAAACUGUCGCGGACCUGGUUCAGCGUUAUUGAGAAACGGUCGGGGAAAGCCUUGUCAAGGCGGUCAAGAUCAAGUUCCAGCUUCUGGUGCACGCCGUCGGCCACAGCGGGGCUGACCUUUUGCGGCGCGUUCCAUGAGUCUGCGAAAAAUCUGCCCCCGUAUCAUAUUCAGCGGUCCGGACUAACUACAAACACGCCCGGGGACAGCAUUUCCCCGACUCUUACCUGGCGAGAUCGCGCACCGUCCUGUGCUGCCGGGCGUCAAAUCUGGCCUUGUCUUCCGUUCCCUCGGGCGAAAUGUUUCUAGAGUAGAGGUAGCACUCCCCGGCGGCUUUAUCCAUGACAUAAAUGUCGAGGGGAAGCUGUCCGCCCGCUUGUCCAUGGUAGGUGCAUUUGGGAACACACCACGGGUGGGCCUGCCGGGCGAGUUCGAGGCGCGACAUGUUGAGCGUGGCGUUGCUGGGGCGGAACUGCACAAUGUGUGCCUGGUCCGGCCCCGCCGUGACGGUGUAG
Messenger RNA from Gaeumannomyces tritici R3-111a-1, 6754 nucleotides. RefSeq lists its product as hypothetical. Gene Ontology annotation, biological process: valyl-tRNA aminoacylation. Gene Ontology annotation, molecular function: ATP binding; valine-tRNA ligase activity; aminoacyl-tRNA deacylase activity. The transcript has 5 exons. The record is from RefSeq and is a predicted model, not a curated record. Gene Ontology annotation, cellular component: cytosol. The coding region runs from base 1016 to 3757 and encodes 913 amino acids. Lineage: Eukaryota; Fungi; Ascomycota; Sordariomycetes; Magnaporthales; Magnaporthaceae.